Molecule: messenger RNA, 1762 nt
Organism: Actinia tenebrosa (Australian red waratah sea anemone)
Lineage: Eukaryota; Metazoa; Cnidaria; Anthozoa; Actiniaria; Actiniidae
Product: U6 snRNA-associated Sm-like protein LSm4
Biological process (GO): nuclear-transcribed mRNA catabolic process; mRNA splicing, via spliceosome
Molecular function (GO): RNA binding
Source: RefSeq, a predicted model, not a curated record
ACUUAUCAAAUCCAAGAUGGUGCUUCCAUUAUCGCUGCUUCGGACGGCACAGAAUCAUCCUAUGCUUGUAGAGUUGAAGAAUGGCGAGACGUAUAACGGACAUCUUGUUAGCUGUGAUAACUGGAUGAAUAUUAAUCUAAGAGAAGUGAUUUGUACAUCAAGGGAUGGUGACAGGUUUUGGAAGAUCCCAGAAUGCUUUAUCCGUGGUAGUAAUAUCAAAUAUCUACGUAUUCCUGAUGAGGUUAUAGAUAUGGUUAAAGAAGAGGCCAAGCAGCAGGGAAGAGGCCGAGGAGGAGGACGAGGAGGGCGUGGUGGUCGUGGAGGUGGUGGCGGCGGCGGUGGUGGCCGUGGAUUCAGUGGUCGUGGAGGUGGACAAGGACGAGGUGGAGGAAGAGGAAACAAAAGAGGCGACACUGCUGGCAGAUAGAAUAAAUCUAAAACUCUAGGUAGAAUUUCAGGUAGAUGUCUAUUAAAUGUAUGUACAUGUAUGUACUCCAAAAUGUGUUUUUUUCAAAGACACAUCAGUUUUUCUGGUUUCCUGCUACAGAAACCUAACUUUGUUACUUGCUCAAACUCUAUUUAAGAUACUCUAGUGUAAAUAAUUCAAGACUUGCUUCACUGAAACUAUUUACAACUUUUUUCUUUUUCACUCCAACGAAGGACUAGCAUCCGAAACGUCAGUAAGUUUUUUUAUCUUUUCACAGUGUCAAAUUUCCCCUUUUAUUUUUUGUUUCAUUAGAAACACCGAUGCAGCUCACACUAGUUUUUAGCUAUCUCUUCUUUUGUUCUUUUUUGUCAAGUACUUUGAUAAGUAUAAAGAGUUCAUACUGUACAUUUUUCUAGAUAUACAGAGCUAAAAAUAAUGGCUGCUCAAUGGCUGGACAUUAUGGCUGACCACAUUAGAUUGAUCAACAUCAUGAUCUGUCGAUGUGGUCAGUCAAGAGGAAUGGCUGGAGUGGCAUUAAGCUGGAGUUUCAGACAUUUCUGCUGUUUAUCUGUUAUAUUUAGAGCUCUCUAAUAUUAAGGGGCGUAUUGUAUUUCGUAAAGCAGGAAAAAUGAUAUCUUUUUAGCAUGACAAGAAAUCUAAUUUCCAAACUUUACUUACAAAUACUUACAUGGUGGCCUCAAAACCCUUUUUCUUAAAUAAUGGGGGGGAAAACCAUGUCAUAAACAAGGCAUAUCUGUGAAGGAAGGGUGUGUAAGUGCACUCAAAAAAACCUCGUCUAUCUCCUAGUGAAUUUAAUAAUAGAUUCUGUAGGAAAAAAUCACGAAAAAAGCUUGUUGACAAUUUCUUGAUGGCUCAGUGGACCUGGAAAAGAGAAAAAAAGGUUCAACUUGUCCAUUGCAGGGCUUUCAGAAUGUUAUGGAGUAGUUGUUCACAAGUCGGUAGUAGCUGCCUGUGAUGCCAUAGAUUAAUGAUACAUUUUUAAUAGAAAAGAAAAAAUAGCCAGAAGUUAACUUCAUAGGUACAGCUAGAGCUUUGGCAGCCUCCAGCUUAUUCUCAAAGCCCUGCAAUGGAAAAUUWUUUUUUUUUGCUGCGGUAAGCCAAAAAUUUAAAAGGAACUCAGAAUGAUUACUUUUGAUUAGUGGCAGCAAAAAACGAAUUUGAAUAAUAAAAAGCUGUUUGAAAUGUCUGAGUUCCAGUAAUGUGGAUAAAACUCUUAGAAAAUCCUUACACUCUCUUGAUUCUAUGGACAAACUACUUUUUGUAUUUAAGUUAUUAGAAACGUUUGCAAUAAAAGAUAUAUAUGGCUGUACUGUA